GCGGCGGGUGGGGCGGAAAGUCCGCACGGCGCGGAGGAGCGUGGUCCCGCCGCGCCGCGUCCCGCAGGAUGUCGCUCCUUGCUGUACUUAGGACUGCAGCCUCGCUGCGCGGUUGCGUCCUCGGGGCGCCGCCGACCGCCGCCAUGGCUACGCUGAACCAGAUGCACCGGCAGGGCCGGCCCAAGCCGCCGCCUCCCAAGCCGGGGCCCACCUUCGGCCGCCCGCAGCUGAAGGGGGUGGUGGUGAGGAACCUCAUCCGCAAACCCAAGAAGCCCAACUCGGCCAACAGGAAAUGCGUGCGGGUGCGGCUGAGCAACGGGCGGGAGGUGGUGUGCUUCGUGCCGGGCGAGGGCCACAACCUGCAGGAGCACCACGUGGUGCUGGUGCAGGGCGGCCGCACGCAGGACCUGCCGGGGGUGAAGCUGACCGUGGUGCGGGGGAAGUACGACUGCGCCCACGUGCAGAAAAAGAAGUGAGCGCGGCCGAACGCUCCCGGCUUCUACGCUUAUUAAAGCGCUGCGUUCCCGGA
Messenger RNA from Gallus gallus (chicken), 529 nucleotides. RefSeq names its product mitochondrial ribosomal protein S12 (gene MRPS12). Gene Ontology annotation, cellular component: ribosome; small ribosomal subunit. The record is from RefSeq and is a predicted model, not a curated record. Gene Ontology annotation, biological process: translation. The coding region runs from base 69 to 476 and encodes 135 amino acids. Gene Ontology annotation, molecular function: structural constituent of ribosome. The transcript is spliced from 3 exons. Lineage: Eukaryota; Metazoa; Chordata; Aves; Galliformes; Phasianidae.